Messenger RNA from Anopheles coustani, 5102 nucleotides. RefSeq names its product protein pangolin, isoforms A/H/I/S (gene pan). Gene Ontology annotation, cellular component: beta-catenin-TCF complex. NCBI's taxonomy places the organism in Eukaryota, Metazoa, Arthropoda, Insecta, Diptera, Culicidae. The transcript is spliced from 3 exons. Gene Ontology annotation, molecular function: DNA-binding transcription factor activity, RNA polymerase II-specific; RNA polymerase II cis-regulatory region sequence-specific DNA binding. Gene Ontology annotation, biological process: canonical Wnt signaling pathway; regulation of transcription by RNA polymerase II. The record is from RefSeq and is a predicted model, not a curated record. The coding region runs from base 667 to 3528 and encodes 953 amino acids.
CAAGGCGUGUCUUUUUUAUAUCCGCAAAGGAAGUGUUUUGCGAAGCAGACGUGAAUACGCAGAUGGUGGAGCUGAUCGACGGGGAAAAGUGUCGGCGAGAUUAACUGUUCCCGCUUUCCCACCCUCCCACACCCUUUCUUUGUAGCUGCGCGACUUGCGCUGCUGCGUGUUCUCAUCGCUAUGAAGCUGUGGUGGAUUUGAUUAAGUUGAGUGCUAAAGAGUUGUCCUAAGGCGAGAGUGGCGCAAGAAGUGCUACUGCGCUCCUAGAGGCGCAAGAGAUAGUGUCGCCAAGGGUCCACCCGGUUACAACUACCGGAAGCAAAGAAAAAAAAAAAGAAGAAAGUUGAUAAUGAAGUUGUGAAGCAGGGCCAAUAGAUGGAGCAUGAAAAUGUGUGUGUUAUUGUGUAACGAAAGUUGAAGGAAAAAGGUGGAAAAUAUUUGCGCAUAAUGUGUAAUUAGUCUCGGACCAGCCGAGUCAAAGAGCAAAAAGUUUGCAUUUUCAUAGAUCGAAUCAAAUUCCAAGUGCCUUAUCCUAAAAGCAAAAAAGUGAAAAAAUAGCAAAAUACUUGUGCUCAGUGCAGUGGAGAUUAAUCUCAACUUCUGUGCCCAGGUUUCUCAUUAAGUGACGCAAAUACGUUUCGAUCACCGGGGGGAAUUGGUGCUAAAAUGCCACACAACAGUUCUACUGGGGAUGAGCUGGGCAGCACGGACGAGGUGAAGGUGUUCAAGGAUGAGGGUGACCGCGACGACGAGAAGUUGUCCGAGAAUCUGCUGGAAGAAAAGUCCAGCCUCAUCGAUCUGACCGAGAGCGAAGAGAAAACGGUCAAGAAUGGCACGACACGCCACGAAAGCAGCAGCUCGCUGUAUGGAGGAAGUGGCGGGUCGGGAGGUGUGGGAGGGAAACUCCCGCAUGGAGCUCCCCACCCGGGUUUCAAUAUGGGCUACAUCGUUCCACCUUAUUCGUACGCGAAUGGAGCCCCCGGAGGACUUCCGGUAUCGAUGGCGAACAAGAUGAACCUGCCACCAUUCUUCUGUCACAAUGGAGAUCACCUGUCGUCGCCGCCGCCCGCCCACUGUGGCAUCUUGCCGUACCAGCUCGACCCGAAGACAAUGAGUCUGACGAGGCCCCCGCUUUACAGCUUCCCCACAAGCCAGUACCCCUACCCGAUGCUCAGUCCGGACAUGCUGCCGGUGGCUCCGUCCUGGCACACGCCCUCCUUGUACAGUCCUGCGGCCGGCUUCCGCACGCCCUACCCGUCGUCGCUCCAGAUCUACACGUCCCUGUCUAGCGACUUCUACCGGUACUCGCCCACGCUGCUGCCGUCCGGCAUCCACCCAGGGCAUCCGGUGCUGAACCCGGGUCAUCCGGCGAUCAUAACACCGGGCCCGAAGCAGGAUAUUCCAGGCCGGUGCGAUCGGCAGGGUGGGGCACCGAUCAAGCAGGAGUCUUCCUCGAGUGGUGGAGGAGGAGGAGGGUCGGUCAACGAUCACGAGCCAUCGUCCGGCCACCAUCAUCACCACCACCGAUCGUCCUCCUCCUCGUCCUCGUCGUUCCACCAUCAUCACCACAGUAACAACAACAAUAAUAAUAGUAACCAUCACACCAACCACAACCACCACAGUCAUCACCAUCACGGCAAUCACAAUCACCAUCACAACAACAACGGCGGCGGUGGAGGUGGUGGUGGCGGUCACAAGCACCAGUCGCUGGCGGAACGGGAGGCGGCCCUCGAGAAGAAGCGCAGUCACGUGAAGAAACCGCUGAAUGCAUUCAUGCUCUACAUGAAGGAGAUGCGUGCGAAGGUGGUGGCCGAGUGUACGCUGAAGGAGUCGGCCGCGAUCAACCAGAUCCUCGGGCGGAAGUGGCACUCGCUGUCGCGGGAGGAGCAGAGCGUGUACUACGACAAGGCACGCCAGGAGCGGCAGCUGCACAUGGAACUCUACCCGGGCUGGACGGCGCGGGACAACUACGGGUACGGGGCGAAAAAGAAGAAGAGGAAAAAGGACCGCAGCCCGGCGGAUCCGGGGGGGAACAGCAUGAAGAAGUGUCGGGCGCGAUACGGACUGGACCAACAGAACCAGUGGUGUAAGCCGUGCCGGCGCAAGAAAAAGUGCAUCCGCUACAAGGAAGCGGGGGGAGGCGACCGAGGCGAUGGCAGCAGUGAUCGCGAGGGUGGUCGGGAUCGGGGGGACGGGUCGGACGACGCGAUCGGGAGCUGUGGCAGCAUGGAGGACGACAGCAGCAAGUCGCCAGGCGAAGAGGAUGAAGACCGUGAGUCGAUCAACCAGUCGCUCUCGAGUCCCCGGUGCUUGAGUGUCCUCUCGAGUCUUCAGUCGCCUUCUACGAGCAUCGCAUCGCCGCUCAAUCUGCUCGCCAGCCCCGCGACGCCCACCAACUUCUACCACCACCACGACCACCUGGGGCUGGCGUCGAUGAUUGCUUCGGCGCAACAGCAGCACCAGCAGCAGCAACAGCUCCAGCAGCAACUGCAGCAGCAGCAGCAACAUUACCUCCACCAGCAGCAUCACCUCCAUCAGCAGCAUCAUCAUCAGCAGGCGGCGGCAGCGGCUGCAGCGGCUGCUGCAGCCCUCCAGAAUGUCAGCGACAAGCUGAACAACAUCAGCAACGACUCGGGCAUCGGCGGGUCGCAGCUGAACAACAGCUACAGCAACAACUUCAGUCCCUACAACAAUCAUCACACUAUGCGCACCAACUCGGCGUCCUCGUCGGCGAGCAACGGGACGACCAACCUGAACAGUAGUUCCUCCAGCACCUCCAAUGGUCCCUCGGCCAGCCUCGGCAAAAAUCCGGCAGCUUCCGCCUCGCUGCUGCCCCCGACGCCCUCGACGCCUACACUCGCUCCUCCGACGCCCUCCUCCUCGUCCUCGUCGUCAUCCUCGUCGUCGUCCUCGUCGUCGUCGUCGCUAUCGUCGUCAUCGUCCACGCCCUCCCUCCAGAUCCCGCCACAUCUGCAGCAGCUCAACCUUAAAACGUCCCCGCCACUGCUGCCCAACACACCGCCCUCAUCCGGCAGUUCCUCGGUGUCCUCCACUACCGCCAUGGCCAUCAAGGAAGAGUUGCCGGACAGCAGCACCGGCAACGGGCUCGGAGGCAGCUCUUCUCCCAACGGCUCGCAGCUACCGUCCAGCCCACCUUCUUCGGGGGGUGGAUCCGCAAGCAGCGGGUUCCUGUUACAUCCUGCCCAUCAGCACCACCAGAAUCACCAUCACCACCUUGCUUCUGCCUUCCAUCAGCAGCACCACGGUGGGCAGUUGGGGCUUACGGGCAGCAAGCAGACAAACGGUGAUCUCUCCCCAACGACGACAACACCGCCGACGGGGAUCUUGGCCAACGGAAGUGGUCCACCGCUGGCAAUGCCUUCAACCGAAGCCAGCCGGACACUUUCCGCAGCCAACAGCAAUGACAACAACCCAGCAGCAGUAGCAGUCACCAAUGGCAGCAGUCGGAGCAGCAGUAGCAGUAGUCAAAUCGCUAGUGAUAGUUUUCCGUACAUGCCAUGUUGGUGACCAACGCUCCCGUUUGACCGGUGCGUGGGCAAGGCAUUGUUUUUCAAUGGAUCUCCAAGAAUAAGUCUGCAACAAUUGGCACUACGCGCGCAUACAACAAAAACCAAAAAUGAAUUUCCAGGCAAACGGCCCACCUGGAAGGAAAGCCAGGAUAGUGAGUCGGUUUGGGUAUGCGUGGGUAUUUCGCAUGAGUCAUGCGCCGAUCGCACGAAGAGAUCGUUGGGGUGCGGAAGGCGACAGUUUUGACGCAGAUGUUAUCAGAUCGGAGACGAUGGCAACCAAGAUAGGUAGGGGAGGGUGUGGUAUAGGGCUACUUUGUUCAGGGUCGAGGGCAGUGCUUCUCAUAAUAUCAAUCUCAAGAACGACACUGACGAUGUCGCGGUUCCGAGUCUUCCACAAAGGAAGCCCUUGGUUAGUGAUCCGCUCUUUCGCUGAAAUGAUGCUCACGGACAGAAGAAAAACGAACUGGACGAAAAGACGUGAAGCUGAUCGAAAAUAAUUGAUAUUCGUGCAUUGCAAGGCACCGUAGAAACAAAUCUAGCGAACGAGGCAGUCUAGCAAUGAAAGAGAAAAUGGGAGGCUUUGACGUUGACGGUGAAACAACGACGCUGAUGGAACGGAAGAACAGCGCAUCCUGUCACAGACUGCCUUUCACUAUGUGAAGUACAUUGUAUGGAAAGAAGCUAUGGUAGAACGAAUGUGACUUAGUGGGUGGAAGCAGCCGUCGUACCAUGGCCAAGAAAAAGAAUGCAACUCUCUGGAAAUUGGCCUGCGAUAAUUUUCCCUUAGUGCUACGCUACAAGUCGAAGAGCGAUCCGAUCGUACAAGCAGAAAGACCACAACGGCAGCAACAGCAACGAACUCGAGAAACGACGACAAUGGAGACGACAACGACAACAACAACGACAACGACAACGGCGACGACAGUCGGUGAAAUCCGACAACGACAGUGGGCGCUUUUGGACUCAUGGGAGCGAGUUUUCUCUCAGCUUAUUCAGCCACAGCCAUGCCACUCGGAAAUAAGGACAACCUUUAUAACGACAUUUUUCGCGCCGAAAAUGAACUUACUCAUAGCAUGGAUGCUGCCGAACGGCUAUCCGACGAGCGUGUCCUAGUGUAAUGGUUUGCAUUGCAACACGCGAUUACCACGCGACCAAAAAGGCUACAACUGCAAUCGUAGAUAGCAGUUCCUUUGCAGGUCGGACAAUUUUUCGAGAUUUUUACCAAAAUCUUUUGCAACAUAGCGUAAACGAUUUAGAGCCGCUAGAUUAACUGGCUUCCAGGAAUAGGACAGACUAGCCUCGACAAACAAGAGCCUCGACGAAAGGAGUAGAAACUCUUGCUCGCUUCCUUCUAAUUGUGAAAGACCGUAACAAUUAUCCCUGAUUGCUGCCUAGAUAGAAAGACUUCCUACAGCUCUGCUGGACAUUUGUCCUCGAUAAGUUAUGUUAAUUUUUUUUCAUUUGAUCCUGGGAAAGGAUGAUUUUCUGGAAAACAAAUGAUAAACAAAAAAUCGCAAAAAAAAUAAAGCAUCCUGGUCCAUUCGUCGUGGACACUGAUCAAUUAGCAAAGAA